This is a messenger RNA of Postia placenta MAD-698-R-SB12, 5149 nucleotides long. RefSeq names its product glycosyltransferase family 48 protein. The coding region runs from base 1 to 5010 and encodes 1669 amino acids. The transcript is spliced from 10 exons. NCBI's taxonomy places the organism in Eukaryota, Fungi, Basidiomycota, Agaricomycetes, Polyporales, Adustoporiaceae. Gene Ontology annotation, molecular function: 1,3-beta-D-glucan synthase activity. The record is from RefSeq and is a predicted model, not a curated record. Gene Ontology annotation, cellular component: plasma membrane; 1,3-beta-D-glucan synthase complex. Gene Ontology annotation, biological process: (1->3)-beta-D-glucan biosynthetic process; fungal-type cell wall polysaccharide biosynthetic process.
AUGAGCACGGGUACGAAUGCUCCUUACAACCCCUUCUCCGAUAUACCCGGCUCUACAGAGCCUUACCCCGCGUGGUCGUCGGACCGCGAUGUGCCAAUGUCUACGGAGGAGAUUGAAGAUAUCUUCCUUGACCUUGCUCAGAAAUUCGGCUUCCAGCGCGACUCAAUGCGCAACAUGUUCGACUUCCUCAUGCAGCUUCUCGACUCGCGCGCGUCGCGUAUGUCUCCCAACCAGGCGCUGAUUACCGUUCAUGCGGACUAUAUCGGUGGUCAACAUGCCAACUACCGCAAAUGGUACUUUGCUGCGCAGCUCAACCUCGAUGAUGCUGUGGGACAGUCGCAAAACCCUGGUCUGCAGCGGCUGCGCAGUAUCAAGGGCAAUGUACAGACGGCGAGCACCAAGUCUCUCGACAGCGCGCUCAAUCGCUGGCGCAAUGCGAUGCACAACAUGAGCCAGUACGAUCGCUUGCGGCAAGUUGCGCUCUGGUUGUUGUGCUGGGCCGAGGCGGGAAACGUGCGCUUCACGCCCGAGUGCUUGUGCUUCAUCUUCAAGUGCGCGGACGACUACUAUAGAAGUCCGGAUUGCCAGAAUAGGGUUGACCCUGUACCCGAAGGACUUUACCUCGAGAGCGCCAUUAAGCCGCUCUAUCGCUUCAUGCGCGAUCAGGGGUACGAGGUGGUCGACGGCAAGUUCGUGCGAAGAGAAAAGGAUCAUCAUGAAAUCAUUGGUUAUGACGAUAUCAACCAAUUGUUCUGGUACCCCGAGGGUCUUGCAAAGAUCGUCUUGAACGAUGGGACUCGAUUGCUUGACAUUGCUCCUCCUCAGCGCUUCAUGAAGUUUGGCAACAUCGCGUGGAACCGCGUCUUCUUUAAGACUUUCUUCGAGAAGCGUUCGCUGGCCCACCUUCUCAUCAACUUCAAUCGAAUCUGGAUUCUGCACGUUGCGGUUUAUUUCUUCUACACGGCUUUCAACUCUCCUCGAGUGUACGCGCCCGCGAACAAGACAAAUCCUUCGGCAGCCAUGACAUGGUCGGCUACCGCGCUGGGAGGUGCUGUUGCGACGCUCAUCAUGAUUGCUGCAACGCUAGCCGAAUUCUCGUUCACCCCUACUACAUGGAACAACGCGUCGCACCUAACGACUCGACUUAUCUUCCUCCUGAUCGUCCUUGCGCUCACUGGUGGACCAACUGUCUACAUUGCCAUCGUUGACGACUCGAAAUCCAACAUACCGCUCAUCAUCGGUAUCGUGCAAUUCUUCGUGUCCGUCGUCGCUACUCUCGCCUUUGGUAUCAUCCCGUCUGGCCGUAUGUUCGGUGACCGCGUGGCGAGCAAAUCACGAAAGUACAUGGCAUCGCAGACGUUUACCGCAUCGUAUCCUGAAUUGGGCGGGAGUGCGCGUUUCGGUUCCGUCUUGAUCUGGUUCCUCAUCUUUGGCUGCAAGUUCGUCGAGUCCUACUUCUUCCUGACCAACUCAUUCAGUCAGCCAAUUGCCGUCAUGGCACGUACAAAGGUCCAACGGUGCAGUGACAAGUUCUUUGGCAGCGCACUUUGCUCGAACCAGAUGCCCUUUGCGCUCGCCAUAAUGUACGUGAUGGACUUGGUGCUGUUCUUCCUGGAUACGUAUCUCUGGUACAUUGUCUGGGUGGUCGUCUUCUCUGUCUGUCGGUCAUUCUACCUUGGCUUGUCCAUUUGGACACCCUGGAAGGAAGUCUACACUCGAAUGCCGAAGAGGAUUUACGCAAAAUUGCUUGCUACGUCCGAGAUGGAGGUGAAGUACAAACCGAAGGUUCUUGUCUCGCAAGUGUGGAAUGCUGUCAUUAUUUCUAUGUACCGCGAACACCUUCUCUCUAUCCACCACGUCCAGCGCCUGCUUUAUCACCAGGUGGACGGUCCCGAGGGCCGUCGUGUCCUCCGUGCUCCGCCUUUCUUCACGCACAACACCGGUAGAGAGAGCGAUUUCUUCCCAGCAGGCGGAGAAGCCGAGAGACGUAUCUCAUUCUUCGCGUCGUCCCUAACUACUGCGUUCCCCGACCCACUUCCUGUCGAGUCGAUGCCGACGUUUACGGUGUUGGUUCCGCACUAUUCCGAGAAGAUCCUCUUGAGCUUGCGCGAGAUCAUUAGGGAGGAAGAUCAGAACACGCGUGUCACGCUCCUGGAGUAUCUCAAACAGCUUCAUCCUGUCGAAUGGGACAACUUCGUGAAGGACACCAAAAUCCUCGCCGAGGAGACCUCUGCGACGAACUCUUUCGACGGCGGUGAUCACCACGAGAAGCAUGACAGCCGCGCGGAUGACUUGCCGUUCUACUGUAUUGGCUUUAAGACAUCGGCUCCAGAAUACACCCUGCGCACGCGUAUUUGGGCGUCGCUCCGAGCCCAGACACUCUAUCGUACCGUGUCAGGUAUGAUGAAUUAUUCGAAGGCCAUCAAGCUGCUGUACCGUGUCGAGAACCCGCAGAUCGUCCAGAGGUUUGCCGGUAAUACCGACAGGCUCGAACGCGAACUGGAGCGCAUGUCAAGACGCAAGUUCAAGUUCACCGUUUCCAUGCAGCGGUACUCCAAGUUUAACAAGGAGGAGUUAGAAAAUGCCGAAUUCCUGCUGCGUGCCUAUCCGGAUUUGCAGAUCGCGUACUUGGACGAGGAACCGGGUCAGAAGGGUAGUGAUCCCAGGCUCUUCUCUGUCCUGAUCGACGGUCACUCUGAAUUUGAUGAGAAAGGGAAGAGGAAGCCCAAGUUCCGCGUGGAACUUCCUGGUAAUCCCAUUCUCGGUGACGGCAAAUCGGACAACCAGAACCACGCGAUCGUCUUUUACCGUGGCGAAUACCUGCAGCUCAUCGACGCCAAUCAGGACAACUACCUGGAAGAAUGUAUCAAGAUACGGAACAUUUUGGGCGAAUUUGAGCAAUACACAAUCUCGGGCCAGUCUCCGUACGCCCAAUGGGGCCACAAGGAGUUCAAGAAGUCUCCGGUUGCCAUCGUCGGUACCCGCGAGUACAUCUUCUCAGAGAACAUCGGUGUGCUUGGAGAUAUUGCUGCGGGUAAAGAGCAGACGUUCGGUACGAUGACGCCGCGUGUGCUGGCUUGGAUUGGCGGCAAACUGCACUACGGUCACCCGGAUUUCCUUAACGCGACAUUCAUGACUACGAGGGGAGGUGUCUCGAAGGCCCAGAAAGGUCUUCAUCUCAACGAGGAUAUCUUCGCUGGUAUGACUGCGAUCAGCCGCGGUGGACGCAUCAAGCACUCAGAGUACUACCAGUGCGGCAAAGGUCGUGAUCUUGGAUUCGGUACCAUCCUGAACUUCCAGACGAAGCUCGGUACCGGUAUGGGUGAGCAGAUGUUGAGUCGAGAGUACUAUUACUUGGGCACGCAGCUCCCGCUGGACCGAUUCCUUACGUUCUACUAUGGGCAUCCUGGUUUCCACAUCAACAAUAUCUUAGUCAUCUACUCCAUCCAGAUCUUCAUGGUCACUCUGCUAUACCUCGGUACACUGAACAAAGAACUCGCGAUCUGCCCCGUCGACUCUGCGGGUAAUGUGAUUCAACAGUCAGGCUGCUACAACCUGAUGCCGGUCUUCGACUGGAUCAAGCGAUGCAUCGUCUCUAUUUUCCUGGUGUUCUUCAUUGCAUUCCUCCCCCUCUUCCUGCAAGAACUUCUCGAGCGAGGAACGGGCAUGGCGUUAAUCCGGCUGGGCAAGCAAUUCUUGUCCCUCUCGCCCAUCUUUGAGGUCUUUUCAACCAGGAUUUACUCUCAGUCGAUUCUCAGCAACUUGACGUUCGGUGGUGCUCGUUACAUCGCGACUGGUCGUGGUUUCGCCACAACGCGGAUGUCAUUCACCAUUCUCUACUCUCGAUUCGCAGGUCCGAGUAUCUACAUGGGAAUGCGCAAUAUCCUCCUACUCCUCUACGCCACUUUAUCCUUGUGGACGCCGUUCCUCAUCUACUUCUGGUUCUCGGUGCUGUCGAUGUGCAUCGCGCCGUUCGUGUUCAAUCCACAUCAGUUCUCCUUCCCCGAUUUCAUCAUUGAUUAUCGUGAAUUCCUUCGCUGGAUGUCCCGCGGUAACUCCAGACACAAAGCGAGCAGUUGGUACGGCUACUGCCGUCUCUCUCGGACUAUGAUUACUGGCUACAAGAAGAAGAAACUCGGACACCCGUCAGAGAAGCUGUCCGGAGAUGUUCCUCGUGCUAGGUGGAGGACCGUCCUCUUUUCGGAGGUCAUUUGGCCUAUUUGCCAGGCAAUUGUCUUCGUCAUUGCGUACAUGUUCGUCAAGUCUUUCCCGACGAAAGGCAAGGAGAACCCCAGUCCUCUCAUACGCAUUGCCGUGAUAUCUGUCGGUCCGGUUGUUUGGAAUGCGGCAAUGCUCCUGGGGCUGUUCUUCCUGUCCCUAUUCCUGGGACCCAUGAUGGCAUCGUGGACCAAGUUCGCCUCUAUCGUGGCCGCUCUCGCGCACUUCCUGUCUCUGUUGGGCCUGAUCGUGUUCUUCGAAUUCUUCUGGUUCCUAGAGCUUUGGGACGCUUCGCAUGCAGUGCUUGGUGUCAUUUCUAUCGUGGCCGUGCAACGCGCUAUUCAGAAGAUUCUGAUCUCUGUAUUCCUCUCACGAGAGUACAAGAGUGACGAGACGAACAUCGCUUGGUGGUCAGGAAAGUGGUAUGGCCGUGGCCUCGGAAGUUCUGCUUUCUCACAGCCGGCACGAGAAUAUGUCGUGAAGAUUGUCGAGAUGUCCCUUUGGAGCUCAGAUUUCCUUCUAGCGCACAUUCUCCUGAUCAUCAUGACUCCGCCAACUCUCAUUCCCUUCGUCGACAGGCUGCACUCGACGAUGAUGUUCUGGCUCCGACCGACGAAGCAAAUCCGUGCGCCGCUUUUCUCGACUAAACAGAAGCGACAGCGUCGCUGGAUUGUGGUGAAAUAUACGUUCGUCUACAUCAUCGUGGUGUCAGGCUUGGCCGCUCUGAUCGUUCUUCCUGUGGUCUUCCGGGACCGCAUUACACUGACCUGUAAAGUAUGCCAGAGCAUCUAAUGCUCCUUGUUCGCAUUGGUCCUCAGAUGGCGGAUUAGCACUGGCGCAUCUUUCGACAGACAUUCACUGUACAUUCGUAUAUUCAUCUGGUUUACGUGUAAUAUCAAUAGACAUCGCAUCCGGGAUUUCAUAAGACUCC